AUGACUGCCCCCCACGCUCCUUUUAUCUGCACUAAGACUUUCGGAGAGUUCUCUCAAGAGAUCUACAAAAUCCAGCGCGUUCUGGGAGAAGAGGCGACAGAAUACUUGGGUGUGUAUCCCAACUUUGAAGCACUCGAGAAAGUAGAGAAACAACUAUGCUUUGAGUGCGAGGAUCAGUAUGGUGGUAUUCCAGGCCGACUGUUGACCCUUCUCGACGGAAUGGCCUUUUCCGGGUUUGAAGAGUUCUUCCGCAAAGGUAUAAUCGCGCAAAGAGCAUGCGCUGCCAUCAUUGUUAGCUAUAGACUGUUUGUAGUCGUGAAACUGGUGCUGCAACAAUUGUACCUGAAAGAGGACAUAAAAAACUACAGAUAUUUAGAGGAAGAAUUUGAUGGGUAUAUAAGAACAUUUAAUAUAUUCUCGCCUUGGAGGACGAUCGAGCCAGAUCUCGAAUUAUUUGCAAUACCACUGGUGACGUCCCUAAAUCCGAAUCAAUGGCGAACUCGGUCAUUUGUCUACCUAUCGGACGAUCGCGAAUGGGCGAACAAGGCUUUUGGGAGGCCUCACGCGAUCCACGAAACGAACGAUGUGCAGAAUCCCACUUACCGAAGGCCUAUGGAAUUUUUAAAUCCACCUUACAAUGCUGAAGCUAUCGCGGAGGAGAGGCGCAGAUACGAGGAAAUGGGCCGCAUCGGAGGCUUCGACUACCCACCACAGGCCCUUGAAAAUACUUCUUACCCUACUCCGGAGCCCUCUCCCCCUCCCUACUAG
Messenger RNA from Heterobasidion irregulare TC 32-1, 768 nucleotides. RefSeq lists its product as uncharacterized. The record is from RefSeq and is a predicted model, not a curated record. The transcript has 5 exons. NCBI's taxonomy places the organism in Eukaryota, Fungi, Basidiomycota, Agaricomycetes, Russulales, Bondarzewiaceae. Bases 1 to 768 code for a protein of 255 amino acids.